Trichomonas vaginalis G3 is the source of this 669-nucleotide messenger RNA. RefSeq lists its product as uncharacterized. Lineage: Eukaryota; Parabasalia; Trichomonadida; Trichomonadidae. The transcript has a single exon. The record is from RefSeq and is a predicted model, not a curated record. Bases 1 to 669 code for a protein of 222 amino acids.
AUGAGAAGACGUUUCACAAGUCAAAAGAACACAAACGCAAAAGCAGAGAUUACGGUUGGUUAUAACGUAAAUGAUGAUAAAUCACGAAUUAUUCAAAAUGUUAAAGUUAAUGUUAGCCCCGAAUUAACUCGUGACUUACCAAAGAAAGAGGAGGAGCAAAAUAAAGAAGAUGGAGACCCAAUCAUUUUAUCUGAACCCGGUAAAGAACCUGUUGAAAUUCCCACUUAUCCAACAUACCCCCCACCUCUUUCAUCAAACAUCGAGAACCCAGGAAUCUACGAUUCCAGUCGCAAUGCACCAUAUAAAAUAGACAUUAAUUCUGAAUUAAUGAAAAUUUACCGUGAUAUAAUAACUGAUAAUUAUGAUUCAAUAAUAAAUUUAAUUGAUCAAUCCGGUUUAAUUAUUUUACCUUAUGAAUCAUUAAUUCACAUUAUUGCCAUUCUUUGUGAUGUUCAAGAUUCAGACGUUAAGAUUCAAUUUUUCAUAGAUGAUGAGGUUUCAUGCUGCGGAACAGUUGCAAAAAUAAAUCCUAUAAAGGAUAUUAGCACAAUUAAGAUAUCAAAGAACGGAACAACAACUGAACUUCAUUUAACAUAUAAUGAUAUUUAUAAUAAAAUAGUUGAUGAAUAUAAAAUAUCACUUGAAAAAUUCUUUGUUAAGGCCAUUUAA